AACCCCAAAGCCCUAAUCCUUCAAACUUCGAAUCCUCGCCAUAGUUUUUCCCCAAAUUCGCCGGCGAUGGCCAGCUCGGCAGCUCCGGCGAUCGCCACGGUGUGCUCCGCCUCCAGUAGAAGGCCAACUCCUCUCUUCUCCAAUCCCACCAUUGUUCUGAUCUCUGGGAAUACAUCAAGGUUUCAUGCUUUUGGAUCGUUCACCCAGACGAGUCUCAGCUCCUUCUCGUCUUGGCAUGGCCUGAAGCACCUUAGGAUCUCAUUCCGGCGUGAUUUCCGCCAUAAAGGGAGGAAGGAGAAAUGCAGAGGCUCAGGUGUGUAUGCAUCUUUGUUCGGAGUUGGAGCUCCAGAAGCUUUGGUUAUUGGAGUUGUAGCUUUGUUGGUUUUUGGGCCAAAAGGUUUGGCAGAAGUGGCCAGGAAUUUAGGCAACACUUUACGUGCUUUCCAACCAACAAUUAAAGAGCUUCAGGAUGUAUCGAGGGAAUUCAAGAACACGCUGGAACGGGAGAUAGGACUCGAUGAAGUUGCAUCAACUGCAAACAACAGAAACAUACCUACAUCCUCACUCAGCAGCGAGACUGAAUUGCCUACCGUCGACCCAAAUGGUGCAACUACCCAAGACCCGGUUGAGUACCUUAAGAAAGUCAGAGCAGAGCAGUUUGCCGCAUCAAUGGCAGCUCAAUCUGAAGAGGUAGCAUCCAGUCCUGAAGCAUCGUCGGAAGCCCCAUCACCGGCAACUUUGGAAAAUGUUUCGGCACCUCUUGCUACUUCAGAAGUUGCUGCUGCUGCUCCAGAGGCUAUAGCUGAGGCAACAUCAUCAGAAAAGACUGAAAAGUAAAGAGAAACAUUGGUGUUUCUUUGGUGCAAACUAAAACCUAUGAAAUUUUUUGCAGGCCAUGUAAACAAAUUGUUGUACUGUAUAUUUUGACAAGAGGGAAGGACCGGAAGGUCAUUCUGAUUUGUUACCAAGGGCUAAACUCAAUAAAGUUUAGUUUUUUUUAUCCUAAUGA
Molecule: messenger RNA, 1009 nt
Organism: Dioscorea cayenensis subsp. rotundata (Guinea yam)
Lineage: Eukaryota; Viridiplantae; Streptophyta; Magnoliopsida; Dioscoreales; Dioscoreaceae
Product: sec-independent protein translocase protein TATB, chloroplastic-like
Exons: 6
Coding region: 67-837 (256 amino acids)
Biological process (GO): protein transport by the Tat complex
Cellular component (GO): membrane
Source: RefSeq, a predicted model, not a curated record